This is a messenger RNA of Lagenorhynchus albirostris (white-beaked dolphin), 3074 nucleotides long. RefSeq names its product zinc finger CCCH-type containing 11A (gene ZC3H11A). NCBI's taxonomy places the organism in Eukaryota, Metazoa, Chordata, Mammalia, Artiodactyla, Delphinidae. The coding region runs from base 488 to 2926 and encodes 812 amino acids. The record is from RefSeq and is a predicted model, not a curated record. Gene Ontology annotation, molecular function: metal ion binding. The transcript has 17 exons.
AUGGAUUUUUUUUUUUUAAUAAUUCUUUGAAUCUCAAGUUCAUCUUUAUAUGAACUCUUUUUUGUUGUUUUUUUGUUGAGGAGAUAACUAACCCUAGCUGUCUCCAGUUUGACAAAGGUUGUUUGAAUGGACUUAAAUCUCUCAGUAGUUGGGAGAUGUUUUAAAAACACGCCCUGUGUUUGAAUUGUGGCUGAGAGGUUUCCUUGGCAAUGUGAGGAGGAAAAUUCUUUCUGCCUCAUUAUUAUUAAUUCAUGGAUUGAGUGUUGGUUCGACCUACAGGCGUAAUAGAUUGGAACUCAGUGAAGACACAGACAUUGCUGCUGAGAGCAACCAGCUAAUAAUGAUUACGUUUAAAAGACAAUUCCUGUGAUUGAGUUGUCUUUUGGAAGAUUAAACCCAUAUCAAGAGGACUUGGAGCUGGUCCUCGCCUUGAGGAAGCAGUGGCUUGUUUUCAAGAAGCCACUUCUCAUCUGAGGAUCUACUCAGCAUGCCUAAUCAAGGAGAAGACUGCUAUUUUUUUUUCUAUUCUACAUGUACUAAAGGUGACAGCUGUCCAUUCCGUCACUGUGAAGCUGCAUUAGGGAAUGAAACUGUUUGCACAUUAUGGCAGGAAGGGCGCUGUUUUCGACAGGUGUGCAGGUUUCGGCACAUGGAGAUUGAUAAAAAACGCAGUGAGAUUCCUUGUUAUUGGGAAAAUCAGCCAGUGGGAUGUCAGAAACUAAACUGUGCUUUUCAUCACAACAGAGGACGUUUUGUUGAUGGCCUUUUCCUACCUCCAAGCAAAACUGUGUUGCCCACUGUGCCUGAGUCACCAGAAGAGGAAGUGAAGGCUAGCCAGCUCACAGUUCAACAGAGCAAAUUAUCUGUCCAGUCUAAUCCCUCUCCUCAACUGCGAAGUAUUAUGAAAGUAGAAAGUUCAGAAAAUGUUCCUAGCCCUACACAUCCACCAGUGGUAAUCAAUGCUGCAGAUGAUGAUGAAGAUGAUGAUGAUCAGUUUUCUGAGGAAGGUGAUGAAACCAAAACACCUACCCUGCAACCAACUCCUGAAGUUCAUAAUGGAUUACGAGUGGCUUCUGCCCGGAAACCUGGGGUCAAUUUAAAACAAGGUGAAUGUUUGAAUUUUGGGAUAAAAACUCUUGAAGAAAUUAAAUCAAAGAAAAUGAAGGAAAAAUCAAAGAAGCAAGGUGAAGGUUCUUCAGGAGUUUCCAGUCUUUUACUCCAACCACAGACCAUUCCAGGUCCUGAAAAAGAGAAUGUCCGGACUGUGGUGAGGACAGUAACUCUGUCCAACAAACAAGGAGAAGAACCUUUGGUAAGAUUGAGUCUAACGGAGAGACUGGGGAAACACAAAUUUUCAGGAGGUUGCGACAGUGAUCCUCCAUUAAAGCAUAGCCUUGCACAAAGGCUAGGGAAGAAAGUUGAAGCUCCAGAGACUGACACUGACAGAACACCAAAGAAAGUUCAAGUUUCCAAGUCUCUGAAGGAGCGAUUAGGCUUGUCAGCUGGUCUAAACAAUGAGGAGGCAGCAGCAGAGAGAGUUACUAAAGUUGGUGAGAUCCACGUGAAGACAUUAGAAGAAAUUCUUCUCGAAAGAGCCAGUCAAAAACGUGGAGAAUUGCAAACUAAACUCAAGACAGAAGGACCUUCAAAAGUUGAUGAUUCUACAACAGGAACAAGAACCUCCUCCACUGUCCGAAUCAAAACGUUCUCUGAGGUCUUGGCUGAAAAGAAACACCGGCAGCAGGAAGCAGAGAGACAAAAAAGCAAAAAGGACGUAACCAGCAUCAAGCUAAAGACUGAUAAUGAAAUUAAAAAAACAGUGGUUUUGCCACCUGUAGUAGCCAGCAGAGGACAGUCAGAGGAACCUGCAGGUAGAGCGAAGUCUAUGCAGGAAGUGCAUAUCAAGACGCUGGAGGAAAUUAAACUGGAGAAGGCUCUGAGGGUGCAGCAGAGUUCUGAGAGCAGAACCAGCUCCCAGCCUCAGCCUGAGGCCACCCCAGGGGCAAGACGGCUUCUCCAGAUCACUAAAAGAACAGGUAUAAAAGAAGAGAGGAAACUUAAAGAAGAAAGUGUUGUUGCUUCUCAGAGCAGUGUUACUAGAACAGAGGCUAAAGAGACUUCAGAUGAGACCACAGCAGUUGACGUCACUAAAAUUCAAGUCAAGAGAUGUGAGACAGUGAGAGAAAAGCAUGUGCAGAAACUGUCGGAGAAGCAAAAAUCAGUUUUGGCACGCCUUCGGGGAGAUUUAGACACUUGCAACACCCAGUUAGCAGAGAAACCAGUGCUCGCUACCGUGCCAGACAUCACACGGCUCCUGACUAAACGGCCUCAUUCAAAGAUAUCCCAGAAGACAGAGGUGGAAACCUCAGGGAUUGGGCACUCAAAACUGAAUGUGAAAGGUGCAACACAGACCUUGGAAAAAAGGGGUAAAGCUAAACCUAAAAUGAAUGUGAAGCCAUCUGUGGCUAAAGUUGUCUCAUCACACAAAGUGGCCCAAAAACGCAGGGCAGUGGAGCCCCACUCUGCUGUCAUUGCAUCUGUGAAACCACUCACCUCCAGCAGUGUCCUGCAGAAAAGCCCAGUCAAAAAAGCAGCUGUGGCUGUUGUCCCACUUCUCUCUGAAGACAAAUCAGUCACUGUGCCUGAGACAGAAAAACCUAGAGACAGUUUUGUGCUGCCUCCAACCCAGUCCUCUUCAGAUCCUUCCCCACCAGAAGUAUCUGGCCCUUCCUCAUCCCAGGUGGCCACAAAAACUCGCCGACUCAGCUCUGCCUCAACAGGAAAGCCGCUACUGUCUAUGGAGGAUGAUUUUGAGAAAUUAAUAUGGGAGAUUUCAGGAGGCAAAUUAGAAGCUGAGAUUGACUUGGAUCCUGGGAAGGAUGAAGAUGACCUUCUGCUUGAGCUAUCAGAAAUGAUUGAUAGCUGAAGGUUGUAGUAGAACAUUUAAAACAAAAACACAAAAAAAAGACUCACCAAAAACUGGACUUAGUUUCAUCUAUUAUAACAUUUAUCCAAAAUGAUCAUUUCUUUAGUCUAGAAUUUUCCCCAAAUAAGAAAUAUACCUCUGAAUUAUC